This is a messenger RNA of Cucumis sativus (cucumber), 1395 nucleotides long. RefSeq names its product thioredoxin domain-containing protein 9 homolog. The transcript has 5 exons. The coding region runs from base 272 to 913 and encodes 213 amino acids. NCBI's taxonomy places the organism in Eukaryota, Viridiplantae, Streptophyta, Magnoliopsida, Cucurbitales, Cucurbitaceae. Gene Ontology annotation, biological process: microtubule cytoskeleton organization. Gene Ontology annotation, cellular component: cytoplasm. The record is from RefSeq and is a predicted model, not a curated record.
AAAACAAAAUGCUUUUCCUGAUUUGUUAUUUUUUCUUUGAAAAAUACACUAAUCUCAGUUUACGCUUCACGCGAUCUCACCCUUUCUGUUGUGCCUUCCUCCCUUCUCCCACCUGCCGUCUCCGUCUCAGAUUGUCAGCUCUUCUCGCACCAUCUUCACACCUCAGUUUUUGGCCUACCUCCUUAGUGGAGGUUGAUUUUGCUUCGAAACUCUCGAAACCUGUUGGAACAUUUUCCCAGCGAAUCGUCUCCGAUCUUCCACCUCCUAGAAAAUGGAGAAUUCAAAAAUUCAAGAGAUAUUGGAGAAGCAGGUACUGACAGUGGUGAAAGCUGUGGAGGAUAAGAUUGAUGACGAAAUUCAAGCGCUUGAUCGUCUCGACCUUGAUGAUUUGGAGGCUUUGAGGGAGCGAAGACUGCAGCAAAUGAAGAAGAUGGCGGAGAAGAGGAAUCGAUGGAUCUCUCUAGGCCAUGGUGAAUACUCUGAGAUUCCCGUUGAGAAGGACUUCUUCUCCGUUGUCAAGGCUAGUGAUCGCGUGGUGUGCCACUUUUAUCGUGAAAAUUGGCCCUGCAAGGUUAUGGACAAGCACUUGAGUAUUUUGGCAAAGCAACAUAUUGAGACACGUUUUGUAAAAAUCAAUGCUGAGAAAAGUCCAUUUCUGGCUGAGAAGUUGAAGAUUGUUGUUCUUCCAACCCUUGCUCUGAUCAAGAAUGCAAAAGUAGAUGACUAUGUGGUAGGAUUUGAUGAGCUCGGUGGAACGGAUGAAUUCAGCACAGAGGAAUUAGAGGAUAGAUUGGCAAAAUGUCAAGUCAUCUUCCAUGAAGGUGAAUCAUCCAUAAAUACUUCAAAAUCUAGUGCACAGACCAGGCGGAGUGUGCGACAAAGUACGAGAUCAGACUCGUCGGAUUCGGAAUAAGUUAACAUUUCAGGUGUUGGAGUGCUUGGCUGGUAUGAAUAUGCAUUUAUUCUGCAUUAAAAUUUGAGAGUAUUAUCAAUAUUUGCAAGUUCGAUUAUGUCUUUAAAUUCACUCCAUGAGUGGCAGAAAUGAGGCAUCUUUGCUAGUAUCAGUGCAAUGGAUGCACAUUCUUACUUCAUGAUAUCUCUAAAGUUCUUAUAUAAAAAAGAAAAGAUCUCUAAAGUUCUUGCAGUUGCUGUGUAUUAGGAAUAUGAACAUUAAGGGCUUGAAAAACAUAAAACCAUCUUGUCACGUGGGGAAUCUUUUUUGACUGAGAAGUUGCAUGUUUUGUGUUUAACCUGUAGGUUGUUAAUUCCACCAUCUUGACCUCCUUCCCUUCCCUUUCCCAAGUGGAUUUUGUACAUCCAUGUUUCAAAUGAAAGCUUAAGGUGAAAAAAUAACCAUGUUAUUAAUACCUAAUACUAUUUUAACUUUGGCUUGGA